Messenger RNA from Melospiza melodia melodia, 6675 nucleotides. RefSeq names its product interferon-induced very large GTPase 1-like. NCBI's taxonomy places the organism in Eukaryota, Metazoa, Chordata, Aves, Passeriformes, Passerellidae. The record is from RefSeq and is a predicted model, not a curated record. The coding region runs from base 1 to 6675 and encodes 2224 amino acids. Gene Ontology annotation, molecular function: GTP binding. The transcript has 3 exons.
AUGGCUUCACAGGAGGACACACAGGAGGGGGAUGCAAAGACACAACUCCUGGCAGAGGCAUUUGAGAAGGAAGGACUGGAUGCUGGAUACUGGCUGCCCAAAGCUUCACAGGUGCUGGGAAUCAAGUGCAGAGAAGCCCUGCAACAUCUGGAAUAUAAAGAUUACCUCAGGCUGGAGUGUGAGGUACGGCACCCCUGGGAGAAAAAGGCACUGCAGAAACUCCUGAAAAUAACAGAUGACAAAACGCGUGAGGAGAUGCAAAAGCAUAACUUGGAGAAGACAAAGCAGAGACAAGAUGAGGCCAACCAAGCUCUGAAGGAUCUGACAGAAAUGCUCAACAGUCACAGCCACAGCCAGGAUGCUCUGAGGGAGAAAGCAGAGACUCUGUGGCGAGCCAUGGAGAUUCCCAAAGACUUCUGGCCACACCCAAAGAAACCCUUGGCAGAUAUGCUGGAGAGCAUCCAGAAGCAGCUGGAGCAGCAGGAGCAGUCAGCAGGCAGUGGGAAGAACAUCCCUGACACAGAGGUGCUGAGGCGGGCAUCAGGGGGACUGGCCCUGCAGGGCAUCUACAGAACCAGCAGACCUGAAGAUGUGCUGGCAAAGCGAGAGCAGCUCCUCAGGGUUCCUGAGGGGUUCCAGCUCACCGGUCCAGAGCAAGGAUCUCUGCUUGAGAGGAAGGAGUUCUCCUCCUCUGCAGCAGAAUCCACUUUCACCAAGUCCAUGGAGCAGCUGGGCUUCAGCAUGAGCGUUUCUGCCAAAUGCCCAUUCUGGGGGAUUAAUGUGGGAGUGGGUGUAGAUCACAGCAGCACCUCGCAGUCAGAGGACUUCCACCAGUCCCGCUCUGAGCAGAGCUACUUUUGCAUCACCAAGUACCAGUACAUCCCUCUGGCCUCCUGCUACUUCCAAAGGCAUCAGCUUCGGCUCUCGGAUGCGGCUCUGCGGGAGCUGCAAGACAUGGAGCAGCUUUUGAGCUUCAGUCAGAAAGAAGACAACUCCACCUUGGUGAAGAUAUCAAUUCAGCUCUAUGUGGUCAACACCGGCGGCCCAGCAGACACAGCUUCCCUUCCUCUGUGGAGAACGGGGCUUGUGUCUGAUAACACAACGUGGUGCGUUAUUGACCGUGGCUUUGAGCUGAUCCCAGUGUGGGAUGUCAUCCUGCGCAAUCACUGCAAGGAUUUUAAAUCCGUAGAUCAGAUGAGCAGAGCCCUCAGGGCUGGGUACAAAGAGCUGACGAAUCAGAGCAUUGGCACCGUUUUUGGAGAGGAACUGGGAAGUGCAGUGCAAGAGGCCAGAGAUUUCAUGGGGAUUGUGAAGGCCUGGGAGGUUACAAAAUUGGAUGAAAGGAAGCUGCUCAUGCUGAUGGAGCUAAAAGAUGAUCUGAGUGCAAAAACCAGGAACCCCAGUGUGUGGAUCAACGUGUGCCUGUCAGACAAAGCCCUGCAGGACUUCCUGGUGAACACUGUACAGAGCUGCCAGAAGUCACCUCCAGAAAACACCACCAGUAUCAAGGCAAUGUUGAGGAGCCUCCUGAAUCCUCAUAUCUACUCUGUCAAGGACUUCCCUGAGGCUUCCUUCAUUAUGCAAUGGGUCCUCCAGACUGAGCACCCACUUCCCAGAUCUCCCAAAGUCUCUGAGCUUCAAGAGCUCAGCAAAACACUGCAGCAAAUGCAGGAGCACAUCCAUGCUGUCACCUACGCACCAGGAAGCUCUGCUUCUGAUGUUCAUGAAGCAAAGAUAGAAGCCACCCUGACCAGCAGCCUGGCAAUUUAUUCCUUACUCCAGUCUCUCCAGGAACAGGCUCAGAAGGACAUGGAACUGCUGGUGCUCUUGAUUGUGACAAGCACAGGAUACCAGGUGGAAAGCAGCACUUUCCAGCACCUCCUUGGACACCCAGAAAUUCAGUACAUGGCCAAGGAAAUGGAAGCGGCACAUGCGGAUUACAUGAACCUGAGGGAGCAAGAUCCCAACAGAGCCGAGGCCUCCCUCCUACUGACGGGUGUGACUGUGACACCCGAAAGUCAAAAGCUGUCCCCUGAGCAAAAGAGGGAGCGUUUGGUUUUUAUGGAAAAUCACAUGAAAGGCUUGUGGUCCCCACGGAUAAAGAAUCUCCUCCAAAAGCACAGUGGAGAUGAAGACUGGGAGAGGCUGGAACGGGACUUGGACUCCUUGAUCAGUGGGGGCUUGGAUGACAAAUGGGAUGACCAGAGGAUGCAGAACAUACUCAGUGACCUGGAAGACACUUUUCCAACACCUGAAGCCCCCAGUCAGUCCCAGUCCAAGUCAGACAGCAGCAAAGCCAAAGAAAAUGAAGCCAUUUCAAACCAGGUGUUCCUCCAGCUGCUCAAGCGCCUUGGACUGGAAAGUCACUAUCCAAGGAAAAUGGGGAUGGGAGAUUUCCGCACCAUCUGCAAGACAUCUCUGCAGGAAAGCCAGCCCAGCCAGGACAAUGAACUGCCACUAUACUUCUUGAAAAAACUAUUAACUUUGGAUUACCAGGUGAGGUACCUGACUUGCUGGGAAAGGAGCAACCCAGGCCUUGCAUCCAUGCCAGAAACCAGAGAGCAAGAGCACCAGCAAUCAGACUCCUUUGAAAACUUUUUUGAUAAGCUGAUGAAAGCAGCCCCUGAACGUGCAAACAGGGAUGGCCAUGUGCACCCCAUGGACCUGCAGAUGGCCAUUUUCCAUUGUGCUGAUGACUUCCUGAGACAGACCCUGGCAACCAAGCUGGCGUUCUGCCAACUGGCGCUGCCUCUGCUGGUGCCCAACCCAAGCACUUCACGCAUCGAGUUCCCGCUCUAUGCACUCAGCCAAAUCCAAAGGAGCUGGAAAGAGGUGGAGAAGGCGGGAAAGCAGGCCGAAACAAAGAGUUUCAGCAACAAACUCAUCUUUCAGGCACACACACCCAUUGUGUCCUUCAUCCGCAUUGGCAGCUCGGCCUCCUCUUCCAAGUCCCAGCUCCUCAACGCUGUGCUCAGCAAACGCAAACACGACACUUUCUUCCACCGCCACUGCAGAGGCAGCACCAGAGAGCGUUUGCUGAUGGAAGGGCUGGUGGAGAUCGCCUGGUACUGCCCUGGUGGAAGCCCUGAUGACACCUUUGAGUGCUGUGUGGCUUUCUGUAACCUGCAUGGAGAUGCCAGAGAUCACGGAGCACAGCUGCAGUUCCUGCAGGAGAUAUCUUCUGUCAACGUGGCUCUUGUGUCUGACUGGGAGCACAUGGACAACAGGGGGAAAAAGCUUCUGCAGGACCUGUGGCAGUCACAAAGGCCUUUCAUUUGUCUUCUCACAGAAAAUGACAAUGCUGCAGCUGGACAAGCAAACAAAAACAUAACAAUAGGGAUCAAGAACAGAAAUGAAGCAGAACUGGUGGAGGAGCUGACCAAGACAAUUGGGAAUCUCCUGCAAGGCUCUAAUCCAUGUUUCAGCCUGGAGUCCUGCAUGGACAAAGCUCGCCAGAACGGAUUCGUAGUGGAUGCAGAUCGAGCUGCAUGUGUGACAGCCAAAGCAAAGGCAAAGGAGCUGGUGGAGCUUCUGAAGAAAGAGAAGCUGUCUGAGAUCAAAUCCCAGCUGCUGCCACUUCAAGGAAAACUGUGGUACCAGUGGUGCCAAAAGGACAAAGAACUCACUCGCUUGCAGGAGAAGAGGAACAAGAGCGUUGAGCAUCAUCGCAGCCAAAUUGAAUAUGAGAAGAAAGCAAUAAGAAAAAAGCAACUUGAGCAAGCUUUCCCUCUGAACACACUGAUGAAAUCAUUCCUUGGCUUUCUCCAGGUCCAGCCAGCAAACACCAAGAAAUACUUCCUGCACUGGAUGAAGGUCUUUAUGCAUGAGCUGUCUUGUGGUCGCCUUGAAGAACUGAGAAGGGACUAUCACAAGUUAUGGUCUGAAAUCCUAUCAAGAAAGAAAAGCAAGGAACAGCCCAGGGGCAACGAUGAGUUGCUGAGUCAUUUGGAUGCCCUCUCUGAUGAAAUCAAUGAUUCAUCCAUCGGCCUGGAGAACCUAUUGAGAGAGUUAGGGCAGAUUUAUGAAGCUCUGGAAAUAAUGAACUACAAGAAAGACAAUUUUGUCAAACUGCCAGAAAUUGCAGCAGACCUUAUGGUUUCAGGGUACCCCAUGGAGCUGAUGGACGGGGAUGCUUCUUACCUGCCCUUGCGCUGGGUGGGAGCAAUCUUUGAACGAUUAAUUGAGAGGCUGGGGGACAAACGAGUGUUUGUGCUCUCCGUGCUCGGCAUCCAGAGCACAGGCAAGUCCACCCUGCUGAAUGCCAUGUUUGGUCUGCAGUUCAACGUCAGCGCAGGGAGAUGCACCCGCGGAGCCUUCAUGCAGCUCAUCCCAGUGGGCGAGGAGCUGCAGCAAGACUUGAGCUUUGAUUUUGUGCUGGUGGUUGACACAGAGGGACUUCGUGCCAUCGAGAUGUCCAAUAAACACUCUCUGAACCAUGACAAUGAGCUGGCCACCUUUGUCAUUGGUGUUGGCAACUUGACUGUGAUCAAUAUCUUUGGAGAAAAUCCAUCAGAAAUGCAGGAUGUUCUCCAGAUUGCUGUGCAAGCUUUCCUGAGGAUGAAGAAAGUCAAUCUUUCCCCAAGCUGCCUCUUUGUCCACCAAAACGUGGGAGAAGCAACUGCCAAGGAGCAGAACAUGGAAGGAAGAAGGCGUUUGCAGGAAAAGCUGGAUGAAAUGACUGUGGUAGCUGCUCAGCAGGAAUGCUGUGAUGUCUCCUCUUUCAGUGAUGUCAUUGGAUUUGAUGUGAACACCCACAUUCACUACUUUGCUCACCUGUGGGAAGGAAACCCCCCAAUGGCACCACCAAAUCCCAAAUACAGCCAGAAUGUGCAGCAACUCAAGAGCAAAAUCCUCCAGGCUGCCAAGAAGCAAUCGCAGUGCAGCAUUCUGAGGUUCUCAAGCCUGAAAGAUCGUAUUGGUGACCUCUGGAAUGCUUUGCUGAAUGAAAACUUUGUGUUCAGCUUCAAGAAUUCCCUGGAGAUUGCUGUGUACAGGAGACUGGAAAGUGCCUUUAGUCAGUGGACCUGGAGGCUGAGGAGUCACAUCUUAGAUAUACAGAUGAGACUGGUCAACAAAAUUCGGAAUGGGGACUUGCAGAAUGUCACCAGACAGCACCUUGAAGGGCUGGUGCAAGAGACAAGUGAUGCCAUUGAGAAAGAAGUGGAAAAGUAUUUCAGGGAGGACAAAGACUGUGAGACACUGGUCCAGUGGAAAUUGAGCACAGCGCUUAAGCUGAAAGAACUGAAAGAGACUCUUCUUCAUGAAACAAAAAAGAAAUGUGAGAAUCUUAUUGAGCUCCAGAAGGAGCAGAAGAAACUGGAUGAAAGGAAGCUGGACUAUGAAGAUGAGCUCCUGAAAAAGAGUAAGGACCUGGCUGUGAGUCUGAAAGGGAAGAGCCUCAGUGAGAGUGAACUGAAGGACGACUUUACUCUCCUCUGGAACCAAUGGAUUGCCGAAGUCUCCCGUGCUGCUCCUCCUCCAGAACGGGUGGAUAUUGAUGCACAAAUCGAAGAUGUGCUUCUAGAGCACUUUAAGGAGCCGGGUUUUCAUGCACGGAUGAGGUCAUUUGCCAGAGGCAGAGGGUUUUCUUUUGAUCCAAAAAAACACAUCAUGAAGAAAAGGUCUUUUGACAUUAGGUCACUUUUGUGGAGCAUUUCCAAUGCUGAUUUGAUCAAGUUUGAGCAAAUGACAGACAACAUCAUAGCGCGUGUGGUGGCAAACAUUGCUAAGAAGGAAGAGGAGAAACGCGAUUACAAUAGAAAUUUUAUUCAUGAAAUUCUCAAUGAAGUACAGGGAGCUGUCAACUCUGUCCCCAGUGAUGCAAAAUAUACUUUUAACAAAGAGUACAGCAUGGAUUUGUCUCUGUAUCUGUGCACAAUGGCAGCAGAAAGGUUUAAAGCCAUGCACGAAGCAUUCCGAAAGGCAAAUGACCCAGUUGUGUACCUGAAAAGCAAGAGAGAAGAUUUCUUCAAAUGUUUCCAGAUUUCUUGCCAAGGAGCCACUUCUGUCACAACUUUUGCUCGUUUCCUUUGUGACAAGAUGGAAUCAGCUCUUCGCCAGGCAGUCUAUGAGAGGACAGCUAAAGACAUUGCUGAGGACAUGCAGAAAUCCCCAGAUUUCCAGGGCAGCAGAGGCAAUCUGGAAGUUUGCAUCCUGAGAUAUCUGGCAGAACAGGAAAAUUUUGAGUAUUUCAAGGAGUACCUUAUGUCUCCAAAACAGUUUUGUGAGAGUUACAUUGAGAAACGUGUUAGGAGUCACUGUUCAGAUGGGAGUCGGAGGCUGGAGACUUUCUUGGGUUCCUCCCUUGAUAUUCUCUAUAAAAACAUCCUUUCAGCUGUUUCUUUAUCAACCCAAAUUGUCAAAGACAGAAAAGACAGAGAAGACAAUGUCUCUCUUUGGCUGGAUGAAUUUUGCAGGGAACUGACAGAGGUGAUCAACUUGCCCAGAAGUGACCUGAAGGGCAUUGAGCACCAGGAGGUCACAGACAUUGAGUUCCUGAGCAGGGCCAUGGCAGAAGCUCUGAAUGACCUGAAGGAAAGGCUCAUGAAAGAAUUGGCUGGUGCUGACCUGAGCUCGUUUCCAAGGCAGCCUCACACCAUCCUGGCAGAGCAUUUUUCAGGGUGCUGCAACCCCGCUGGCAAUGGGAGGGCCAAGGCCUUCCUGGAGAGCUGCUGA